Messenger RNA from Phyllostomus discolor (pale spear-nosed bat), 2038 nucleotides. It is a transcript of the gene ARMCX1, whose product is annotated as armadillo repeat containing X-linked 1. Gene Ontology annotation, molecular function: protein binding. Gene Ontology annotation, cellular component: mitochondrion. The record is from RefSeq and is a predicted model, not a curated record. Lineage: Eukaryota; Metazoa; Chordata; Mammalia; Chiroptera; Phyllostomidae.
ACCACAGCAAGCCUUCUCUGCCCAGGUGAAAAAUUCAGCUCAGACAUUUGCCUUAGUACGGGUCAUACUCGGGAAGCUGGCUGUGUGGCAGCUGGUGUGGUGAUUGGGGCAGGUGCUUGCUACUGUGUAUAUAGACUGACUUGGGGAAGAGAUGACAGCGAGAAAAUCUGGGACUAUAGCAAUGACAAUGAAGAUGAGGUAUCUAGUGACAUUACAGGGAUUGGUGUGGAGACUGGGAAAGGAGGUAAUACUUGGGUGGGGGCCAGAGCUAGACUUCAGGGUGACUCAAAGGCCAAGGCCAAGGCUGAGGUGGUUGUAGAACUCAAAAGUUGUCCAGAUGCAAAGGUAGAAGCCCACUCAGAAGCCCAGACAGGAGGUGGCUUAGAAGCCAAGGCCAAGGCCCUUUUCAACACCCUGAAGGAACAGGCAAGCUCAAAGGCUGUCAAAGGGGCCAGGUUGGGCACCACCUCUGGGACCAGGACACUUGCACUGAGUUUACCCUGCCCAGAAGACAGAUGUGGAGGCUGCCACCCCAUCAGGUGUAGGGCUAGGGCUGGGAGCAGGGCAAGUGGAAAGUGCAAGAAAAGGGCCUGAGCUAAGAGCACCAAGACUCCAGCUACAGUAUGGCCUGUUUGCAGGGGCAAGUUCAACUUUCCUUAUAAAAUUGAUUACAUUCUAGGUGCUUCAGACCUUUAAAAGGUCCUUAACAUCCUGGAAAGAACAAAUGAUCCUUUUAUUCAGGAAGUAGCCUUGGUCAUUCUAGGUAACAAUGCAGCAUAUUCAUUUAACCAAAAUGCCAUUCGUGAAUUGGGUGGUCUUCCAAUUAUUGCAAAACUGAUAAAAACAAAAGAUCCCAUUAUUAAGGAAAAGGCUUAUAAUGCCCUUAAUAACCUGAGUGUGAAUGCUGAAAAUCAGGGGAAUAUUAAGAUGUAUAUCAGUCAAGUGUAUGAUGACACCAUGGUUUGUCGCUUGGACUCAGCUGUGCAGAUGGCUGGACUAAGACUGUUAGCCAACAUGACUGUGACUAAUCAUUACCAACAUUUGCUUUCCUAUUCUUUUCCAGACUUUUUUGCUUUGUUAUUCCUGGGAAAUUACUUCACCAAAAUUCAGAUUAUGAAACUUAUUAUAAACUUUACUGAAAAUCCAGCCAUGACAAGAGAGCUGGUCAGUUGUAAAGUACCCUCAGAACUGAUUUCCCUCUUUAGUAAAGAAUGGGACAGAAAGAUUCUUCUUAAUAUCCUAAUCCUAUUUGAGAAUAUAAAUGACAACAUAAAAAAUGAAUGGCUUGCAUCAUCCAGGAAAGAGUUCAGCAGAAGUUCCUUUUUUCUUAUUCCAAGAAUCUGGGUGUGUGUUAAGAAAAUCAAAGCAUUAGCAAAUUACAAUGAUCUGGUAGUGAAAGUAAAAGUUCUAAAAGUAUUAACCAAACUUUGAUUGAGAGUCUGCCCCAAACAUCAACACAAUUUUUUUGUAUUGCACUUGGACACAAUACAUUUGGUAAAUUCUUUGUUUUUCACUGUGCUUAUAUGUCAAAAAGAUACAUUCAACUUCUAUUUUGUAAUAAUGAAUAUCACAGAUCAUCAGUGAUACUGGUUGUGAUGGUUGCUUUUAGGCUGCACCAUUUAGACUUUCAGGGGUGUCCAACCUUUUGGUGUCUCUGGGCCACAUUGAAAGAAGAGUUGUCUUGGGUCACACAUUAAAUAUAAAACACUGAUGAAAACUGAUGAGCAAAGAAAAGGCUUUAAGUAAAUUUAUAAUUUUGUGUUGGGCCACAUUCAUAGCCAUCCUGGGUUGCAUGUAGCCUGUGGGCUGUGGGUAGGACACCCCUGUUUUCAGAGGAUGCCAAGUGAAUACUAAAGCUUGUGCAAAGCAAGCACUUAUUAAUUCAUCCUGUUAUCUACCUUGAGAUAUUUUUUGCUCUUUAUCCAAACUAACAGCAAACUAAUCAUAAAUAACCUACAUUUUUGUAUUAGCUUACAAUUUGUUAAUCUUAGAAUUGUGUUUCAUCAAUAAAGUUGUGUGAUUAACCAGCAAAAAAAAA